This is a messenger RNA of Contarinia nasturtii (swede midge), 1905 nucleotides long. RefSeq lists its product as uncharacterized. NCBI's taxonomy places the organism in Eukaryota, Metazoa, Arthropoda, Insecta, Diptera, Cecidomyiidae. The coding region runs from base 96 to 848 and encodes 250 amino acids. The record is from RefSeq and is a predicted model, not a curated record. The transcript has 3 exons.
AUUGGCAACAGACGAUAGACAAAUAUUGCAUCAACAUCCAAUAUGAAGCGGAAGCGACGCUACGAUUGGUCCACAAUGCAUUUCAAUGCAGCGAAAUGUCAUUUGGCGAUAAUUUCAAGGAAUACUUCUUUCAAGCAUCGAUUGAACGGAUCACCAAAGCGUACGAAGUAUUCCUGAAUAAAGCCAAGUUGGAAAAGCAGUUCGUUGAAGUUUCCGGCCAAAAUGCUCCGCCAAAUUACAAUUUGGAGACAAACAAGACGACCACGGUUGCAAGCGGUGAAACUGUGAUCAACGGAUCGUGUAGCUGUCAUCUUCCAGAGCUUGGAACUGCUCAUUCGACGUACGAAAUAGCACACGGCAAUGGAAUAGGAGAUGGGAGCGCUAUUUGUGUAACAAUCAUCAUAUCGAAUCAGCCAGCGAUCGAUCCAAAGACAAGCCAAGAGGUCAAUGUACUCGUCAAUCGCACGGAAUCGAAUGGGGCCCUGGAUAAGACAGAAUCAAUGCCAACCACAACGAACGGAAUUGACGUGAGUGAAGAAAAUAAUGGAAAUGACGCAUCGAACAAAGGAACAACGAGCAAUUCAAUGACGACAGACGAAGCAAUUCCAGCCAACGGUGAAUUGAACGAAAUUAACGCAAUGGAUGCUCAAGAAGGCGAACCGAUUCACGUCGAUCUACCAAAUGAUACGACCGAUAACAACAUCGAUUUGAUUGCUGACAAUACCGUGAAACCGUCAGAAAACAAUGGAAACGAAGCCCAGGAAGUGACUACGAAUCAACCAGCGACUGAACCGAUUGACGAAGUGAAGAACCAAGAGAUGAAUGAAGUGACCGAUCGUUCAAGUUGAAGUAAUUCAUAUUAAUAUAGAGAACGAUACGAUUGUUGGUGAUUUGACUCAUGAAACUGCCGCAGCAUCUCUGGAAAAAAUUAGCAAGCAAAUCAACCAACGAAUCAAGACAACGAAUCAACGGCGAAAGAGAAAAAUUGCAGACGCAUCGACAUCGAAUGGCAAUUCAAAGAAGAGACGGAAGACUGCGCGACGUUCGACACUGAAAACCAUUCCAGAAUCGACUUCAGAAUCACCAUUGAUUGAUCUGACAUUCGAUGAUGCAGAGAGGUCUCAACAGUCAAACAACGUGGAUACUCAAUUGAGUGAACAAAGUGAAACCAAUUCAAAUGGUGCUGAUCAACAGAAUGAAUCGACAUCGAAAGGGAAAUCCAGAACAAAAUGUGAGUUUUGUAAUUAUGUAUCAUGGCCAUCACAUCUGAUAAUACACAGACGCAUCCACACUGGCGAGAAACCAUUUCAAUGCAAGAUUUGUGCGAAAGGAUUUACUCAAAAGGCGCAUCUGAAAGGGCACAUGAUAACUCACGCAAAUCAGUUCCCGUUCCAUUGCUCGAUUUGUCGACAAGGAUUCCAGGUGAAACGGGCAAAGGAGAUGCACGAGAAGAAAUGCAAUCCACGGCGAUUUGAAUGUUACUUGUGCAAAUAUGAUACAUUAAACAAAAUAAACAUAGUCCGACAUAUGCGCAUUCAUACCGGUGAAUUGCCUUUUAAAUGCAACAUUUGUGCGAAAGGAUUUACUAUGAAGCAAAAUCUGAAAAGUCACAUGAAAUCUCACGCAAAACAAUUCCCAUUCCAUUGCUCGAUUCGUCGACAAGGAUUCACAGUGAAGCGGACAAAGGAGACGCACGAGAAAAACUGCAAUCCACGUCGGUAUGAAUGUUACUUGUGCAAAUAUGCUACAUUCAACAAAACACACUUAGUUGAUCAUAUGUGCAUUCAUACCGGAGCCAGAUCAUUCCGAUGUUCUCAUUGUGCGAAACGAUUCGCCAAAAAAUCUGAUUUAGAAUCAAGUUCAAGAAAUUUUCACUGUUGAAGAACGGCUGGAGAUUGAAACCAA